Molecule: messenger RNA, 2013 nt
Organism: Aspergillus nidulans FGSC A4
Lineage: Eukaryota; Fungi; Ascomycota; Eurotiomycetes; Eurotiales; Aspergillaceae
Gene: uncB
Product: kinesin-3 family protein uncB
Exons: 2
Coding region: 1-2013 (670 amino acids)
Source: RefSeq, a predicted model, not a curated record
AUGUACCAUCACUUUAUCCGUCGCCAACGAGAAAUCGUCGCUCAACUUGAACAGACAUUGUCAGAUCACGGUGAAGAGAUGGCGCUGGACCCUCGCUUCUAUCACCAUCUCGGCCCCGGCAUCGGAUCUGGUUCGCAGUCUUCGGCUUCGCUGUCGGGGUUAUCUUCGGCGACGGGAAUCACGAGCCCAUCUAUACAAUCGUCUGCUGCUUCUUCUGCCGGCUUGCGGUCAACUGCUUCUAGUCCAUCCCUACGGUCACGACAAGGCGUUGUUGCCAGACCUUCUGAUGGCGUCCCGGGCCUCGGUCCUGGAGGAAAUGUUCGUGUCGUUGUAAGAGUGCGGAAGUUUCUGCCGAGAGAGCUCGAGCGCAAGGCACCAUGUUUGAUUUCAAUGGAUCCGGAUACACAGACGACGAGGCUAAAGGCACCGAGCUCCCACUAUGACGAAGGGAAACCGAAAUCGCAGGCGCGCGGGAAAGUGCUGGACGAUAAGGAAUUCGUAUUCGAUAAUUCAUUCUGGUCACACAACGAGGCAGACGAACAUUAUGCCCACCAGGAGGAUAUCUAUAACUGUCUAGGAGAGGAGUUUCUAGACCACAAUUUUGAAGGUUACCACACGUGUAUCUUCGCAUACGGUCAAACAGGUUCUGGUAAGAGUUAUACUAUGAUGGGAACUCCUGAGCAGCCCGGCUUGAUCCCGCGGACAUGCGAGGAUUUAUUCCAACGAAUUGAACACGCCGAGUCUCCGGAUGUCAGCUAUAACGUUCGCGUCUCCUAUUUUGAAGUCUACAACGAGCAUGUACGCGACUUGCUGGUUCCUCGAACUGACCCGCCUCAUUAUCUUCGAAUUCGAGAAUCACCUACUGAGGGGCCGUAUGUGAAAGAUCUUACCGAAGUCACAGUCCGGAACUAUGCAGAGAUCAUGAAGUACAUGCGCAAAGGCGAUAUAUCACGCACCGUUGCUAGCACUAAGAUGAAUGAUACGUCCUCGCGGUCACAUGCCGUUUUCACGAUCACACUGAAGCAGAUCCACCAUGAUCUCUCUACAGACGAGACAACAGAACGCACAGCGCGCAUUCGCCUUGUCGAUCUCGCUGGUUCUGAAAGAGCCAAAUCCACCGAAGCUACGGGUCAGCGACUGCGCGAGGGAUCUAAUAUCAACAAAUCUCUUACCACUUUGGGUAGAGUUAUUGCGGCUUUGGCCGACCCCAAAGCAGGACGGACGGGUAAACGGAAGGGAAAGGAAGUUGUUCCUUACCGUGACUCAAUCCUCACAUGGUUAUUGAAAGACAGUCUUGGGGGUAACUCAAAAACGGCUAUGAUUGCCUGUAUCUCGCCCACAGAUUAUGAAGAAACACUCUCCACGCUACGCUACGCUGACCAGGCGAAGCAUAUCCGCACGCGCGCGAGAGUUAAUCAAGAUCAUCUGUCCGCUGCUGAGCGUGACCGACAGAUCGAAGAAAUGGCGGAGACUAUCCGCACGCUCCAGCUCAGCGUCAGCCAAGCUGCGCAGAAUCGCCGAGAGACCGAGGUCCAGAAUGAACGGCUUGAAGAGUAUCAGCAGCAGGUGGAGAAGCUUCAGCGGCUCAUGGAGGAGAACAAGAUGGUUAGUGAAUGCAAAAUCAGGCAGCUGCAGACCGAGAACGAAGCGCUACGCAACCACCUAAAGCUGGCUUUGGAUAGCUUAAAGAAUCCUAUUCCUCCAGUGACAAUCGAGAAGGCUCUCAGCGACGUUGAUAUUCCAGACGAGGAGCAGCCGAUCGACGAGCAGCAGCCGGGCUCUCCUACUUCGGAGGCAGAAACAGAGCCGGAUCUAAUUUGGGAAGACGAGAACCUCCCACCCGACACAAGCGAGUUAGAAGCCCAAGAAAUGCAGGCAACAAUGGAGAAUCUUUUGGGCGAUCUCGAUGUCUUCAAGAGAAAGCUGGCUACAGACCACGAACGCUUUGGUGCAAGUCGAAAACACGAGGGCCGCAAAAGACGGCGGGCUCUUGGGGACAUCUUGGGGAACUGA